AGUGUUGCUCACGCAAAUAAUGUUGUUCACGACACACGCGUUGUUAUCGUGGUCACGUCAGAUAGCAUUGUCCUACAAAACGCUAAAGCUUAUUAAACAACUUUACACAGGACAAAUGGUAUCGUGUUUAUCCGUUGAAUCAAAACAGAAGACGGUUAUUUGUUAAGGCUUAACGAAAAAAAAAAAGGUCGCGCGAAGAUUGUGUACGAUUAUAGCUAGUAGCUAACGUUAGCUAGGUUACGAAGCCAAAUAUCUGCAUAAAGUUACUGCAUGAAGUUACUUAACAGGGACAACAUGUCUAGCCUUAACAGUCGCAAUAUUUUCGAGAAAGAAACAACGUCGAUUAUGACUUUUAUCGUUGAGACGGCAGUAGCAGAAAUUAGCCAACUGUUUUUGGACAACGAAUCAAUCGCGGCGCCAAUACCAAGUAACCUGGGAAAAAAGAAACAGGUUGGCACCAUUAUGCACCUUUUGACAAAGGAGGCUGUUCGUAAAAUCUGUAGACUAUUCCUAGAAGUCUCUGCGGCUUUACAAAAUGAAAAUGAGAAGCUGAAGAUCAAGGUGGAGCAGAUGGAUAAAGAUCUGAAGGCGAUGGUUGAGAAGGGUGAGGGGCGAGAAGAACCGAAAAGACCAACCCAUAUUCUGCACAAUGGAACGAUCUUUAAAAUUAAGCCAGUUGAUCUCCCAAUGAUGCCUGUUAACAAUGUGAAGACAAACACAGUGGCCUCAGCAUUGCUCAGCAUGGGAGAUGUCAGUCAAGUAAACACUGUCAUCGUACAGGAAGAGACUACUGCGAGAAAUACAGGCUCUAGCACCGACCCUGUGAAGGAGAGGAGUGAGGUGAAAUCAGGAACUAAAACGUCAGUCAUUGAAGGUGCUGCAGAAGCUUACAGUAAACCGACAAAGACUUCUUCUCUUCUUCUCUCUGUGGGAGACUCACGUGGACUGAAUACAAAGCCCUCAUUUAGAGACACUGAAUCCAAGGGUGAACCUAUGAGAGCUGUUGUUCCAGAGGAAACAGGCAGCGGAAGAGGCAGUCAUGCAAGAGAAACAAGCAGCCGUACUGCUAAUGGCACAGAAUCCACAGAAAACAGCCACGGAAUACAGCAGAGCAUUUCCAAGCCGAGGAAACCCUUCAAGUGUGACAUAUGUGAGAAGACCUUCCACGCGAACUGUCUGUUGAAACGCCAUAUAGCAGUUCACAAUAAACCAAAGGGGCCCUUUAAGUGUGACAUUUGUGCGAAAACCUUCCGCCUGAACUGUAUGCUGACUCAACACAUGCAAACUCACUCAAAAGAGAAACCUUUCAGUUGCAAAGUUUGCGGAAAGAAGUUCCGUAGUAAGACAAAUCUGAAAUCACAUGAGUUUGUUCAUGCAGAGGUGAAACCGUUCACCUGCCUCACUUGUGGACGAGGUUUCGCAUCAAAGUACAUGCUUGACGUACACCAGCGAGUUCACACAGGUGAGAAACCAUACAGCUGUACUACGUGUGGAAAGAAUUUCAGUAUAUCUCAAAACCUGAAAACGCAUAUUAGAUCUGUACAUACAGAACGUACAGAACGCCCACACUCAUGCUCCCAGUGUGACAAGACCUUCUGGCGUCCCGUCGAAUUGCAGGAGCACCAGGUAGUUCACACAGGGGAGAAGCCAUUUAGAUGUGAAAUAUGUCAAGCUACUUUCAGCUUUAAGGAGAACCUUACGAGACACCAUCGAAUUCACACGAAGAAGAGGCCGCACACAUGUGAGGUGUGUGGAAAGACAUUCAUUCAGUCCACCAACUUAAAAGCUCACAUGCUAGUUCAUGGGGCAUUAAAACCAUUUAUGUGUGACGUUUGUGGAAAGACUUACCUUUACAAUUAUCAACUGAGAAUUCACAAGCUAUCACACGUGGCUGAUGGAGAGGGGCACUCAAGAACCAGAAAGAACAAGGCCAACCAACAAAAGCAAACCGAUCAACCAAAACCCUUCAGCUGUGAGAUAUGUUUGAAGGGCUUCAGCUCCAUCGGUUCUCUGAAAACACAUGGAAGAAUUCACACAGGAGAAAACAUAUACACUUGUUCCACAUGCGGAAAGACUUUUCUCCAUAAAGUUACUUUUGACUAUCACCAGAAAUUACACACUGGAGAGAAGCCCAAUGCUUGUGGUUGUUGUGGAAAGAGAUUUAUUACAAAACAAUCUCUUAAGAUACAUGAGCUGAUCCAUACAGGUGAGAAACCACACAAGUGCAGUGAUUGUGGGAAGACUUUCGGAUUUAUCGGUAAUCUCAAAAGGCAUGAGCGAGUCCACACGGGAGAGAAGCCUUUCAGCUGUGAUGUCUGUGGGACACGAUUCAGACAAGCCAAUCAUGUCAAAACCCACAUGCAAGUGCACACAGGAGUCAGGCCAUACUCCUGCAAGAGAUGUGGCAAGGGCUUUUCUGAUUCAAGACACUUCAAAAAGCACAACUGUGUCAGUAGCUAACACAAAUCUUCUGAUCGCACUUUCAGAAGUAAGAAAUGAGGAUUACAUGCCAUGAUGCUACAAUCUCAAUAACUUGGAUAUCAAAUAACUUGAGUCAAAUGUGUAUGAGUCUGAAUACUGCAAGACAUUGGGGUUUGUUGUGUGGAUUUCCCAAAAGAUUCCAUAAUCUUGGCAUGUAAAUGAUUUCUUUACUGUGAUGAUCAACAUCCCUAAUAUUAAUUGUCCUGUGAGACUUUUAUUCUAAUAGACAAGUCCAUAUAUUAACUACACGUUUUGUUCUUUGAAAUAGCCUUAACUAUUAGGUUGGAUGGCCUUAUGGGAUUCUUUCGGUGCAGGGAAGGAUUAACAAAUACCAUUUAUGCAGGGUAGAAACUAGGAGGGUGAUGAUGACAACAACAAAAAACUGCAGUCAUUUGUGAAAUAAACUUUACUGUUGAAACAAGAUAUUUCAAGGAUUUUACCAAAAUAAACCUGGAAUAAAGACAAUAUUACAAUA
This is a messenger RNA of Oncorhynchus tshawytscha (Chinook salmon), 2956 nucleotides long. RefSeq names its product zinc finger protein 708. Lineage: Eukaryota; Metazoa; Chordata; Actinopteri; Salmoniformes; Salmonidae. The transcript has 5 exons. Gene Ontology annotation, biological process: regulation of DNA-templated transcription. Gene Ontology annotation, molecular function: DNA-binding transcription factor activity, RNA polymerase II-specific; RNA polymerase II cis-regulatory region sequence-specific DNA binding. The coding region runs from base 271 to 2460 and encodes 729 amino acids. The record is from RefSeq and is a predicted model, not a curated record.